Messenger RNA from Monosiga brevicollis MX1, 1554 nucleotides. RefSeq lists its product as uncharacterized. Bases 1 to 1554 code for a protein of 517 amino acids. Lineage: Eukaryota; Choanoflagellata; Craspedida; Salpingoecidae. The transcript has 5 exons. The record is from RefSeq and is a predicted model, not a curated record.
AUGGCGCAGCGAAAUCCGUUUCGCGCGCGGGCGCCAAAACAGCCGAAACGAGCGCGCCUUGACUUUGAUGAGCCCUGGGUUCGGGGGGAGCUAGGGGUUGGGGUGGCGGUAGUGCCCGUGUCCGCAUCAUUAUCACCAUCGUCAUCCUCAUCGCCGCCGCCGCCGCCACCAUCAGCACCAGAAGCACCAGAAGCAGCAGCAACAAAAACCGAGGUGAAGGAUGUAGUGGUUUCGGGCUCGACCGAAAAGGCUCUGCAGGGUCCUGCUGCAGCUGUGAGCGCUGCUGCCACAAGGGUGCCGAGCGUACCACUUACCACUGGGGACAAUGCACCAGUCUCGUCGCUUGAGACCAGCCGUCAGUCCUCCGUGCCUGGACACAACCAACCCCGGGCAACAUUUGUAGCCCCAGCCAGCCCUCCGCCGCCAGCUGCCAGCCCACCCGGCUCAACCCCAGGGACCCCCGAGUUGUUUGGCCCCUCACAGCGGCAAUUCGCUCCUCCACGCCACAGCCCCCGUCGUAGCCCCCGCCACAGCCCUCUAAGGCGCCCCACAGAGCGAAAUCGGCCCGUCCCCGUUCCUUCGGGCGCCACGGGCCCUCGAGUCACCCUCAGCGCCCGCUUGUCUUCACCCGAGCAGCGGCCCGCACAGAGUCGCAUCAACCCGCACCUGCAAAACAUUUCCCCCGUCAGCCGACAGUUUGCACUCCAUGAACAGCGCAUGCAGGCUCUUUCGCAGCGCACCGCCACCGUAGAGGACGUAAAAGCCUCAAAGCCUUUUGGAUCUGAGCACGGCGCUGACAACAGCCACGCAAACGCACCCUCGCAAACGCAGGUACAAGGGCGCCCACGGAGCUGGCUGGCCUUGCUCUUCCUCUCGACCGUACCACCUCACCUCAUGACACUCGCGCUGGUCCUCUUAGAACAUGGCGAAUCAGCUUUGGCUGAUCCCUCCACGGAUCACCUCACAAUGAGCUGGCUCUCGAGUGGACUCGACCCGCGACUCAUGAAUAGUGUCCAACUGUCCUCGUCAGUUGACAUGCCAAAUGUCACCCAUGAUCGCGACACCGCCGUGAAUGCAGUGCUGCGUCGCCUCGGCGGGUGUCCAACCGAGGAUGCCAGCCUGGCCACGGCGCUGCUGCAAGCCUCCCAUACGUAUGCUUUUCCACCCCUCGACGAACUUCAGAGUGCCGACGACAAAGAGCCCGCUCCAACUUCGGCGCUUGGCUCAGCUGCCGUGGUUUAUGGCGCCGACAGCAUCCAUGCACUGGGCAAUCUACUGCUCAAUCGCCACUAUCUCAGUGAUUCUGCCAUCAAGCAAACCAUCCCGCCGCGUCUCGUUGCCGACGUACCCUUCCUUCACGCCCAGCUUCAGUUGCCAACCCUGACAUAUCGGGAGAGUGCAAUGAGUGGAGAUGCCUCCAAGACUCGUCGCUCACGCAAGAUACCCGCAACAAUCACGAUGCAGGGAUUCUUCACGCCCAUGGCCUGGCUGCGGUACGAGACCUAUCGGUCGUGGCUUGUCGCUGAAAGACGCGCCCUGCCGUUCCCCCAUUAG